AUGUAUAAAUCGGUGGUUUAUCAAGGGGAGGUGUUGUUGGGGGAGGUAGAUAUAUACCCAGAGGUGAACAACAGCAAGAACUACGAUGUGAAGGAAAUUCAAAUUUCUCACUUUUCUCAACCCAGCGAGAGGUGUCAACCACUUGCUGUGCUUCAUACUAUUACCUCUUCUGCUGUUUGCUUCAAAAUGGAGUCAAAGACACAGCAUCAGAAUCAGCUCUUUCACUUGCACUCCUUAUGUAUCAGAGAGAACAAGACUGCUGUUAUGCCGCUGUUUGGGGAAGAGUUGCAUUUGGUUGCGAUGCAUUCGCGAAACGAUGACAGACCAUGUUUCUGGGGAUUUAUUGUGGCUAAGGGACUUUAUAAUUCGUCCCUUGUGAUGUUAAAUCUCAGAUGUUUGGGUAUAGUGUUCGAUCUGGAUGAAACACUUAUUGUAGCAAACACAAUGCGCUCAUUCGAGGAUAGAAUUGAUUCACUUCAGAGAAAAAUAAACUCUGAGGUAGAUCCACAACGAAUUUCUGGUAUGCAGGCAGAGAUCAAGCGCUACCUAGAUGACAAGAGUAUAUUGAAGCAGUAUGCUGAAAAUGAUCAGAUAGUUGAUAAUGGUAAAGUGAUAAAAGCUCAAUCUGAACUUGUUCCAGCAUUAUCUGACAGUCAUCAGCCCUUAGUUCGACCGCUGAUACGGUUACAUGAAAAAAACAUUAUUUUGACACGCAUCAGUCCACAGAUUCGCGACACAAGUGUUCUUGUGAGGAUGAGACCUGCAUGGGAAGAUCUUCGGAGCUAUCUGACUGCAAGAGGGCGCAAGCGUUUUGAGGUUUAUGUUUGCACAAUGGCUGAAAGGGACUAUGCACUAGAAAUGUGGAGACUUCUCGAUCCAGAUUCAAAUUUGAUAAAUUCUAAAGAACUACUAGGUCGCAUCGUAUGUGUUAAGUCAGGUUUGAAAAAGUCUUUGUUCAAUGUCUUCCAAGAUGGCUCAUGCCAUCCAAAGACUGCGUUGGUAAUUGACGAUCGCUUGAAGGUGUGGGAUGAGAAAGAUCAACCCCGGGUGCAUGUUGUUCCUGCAUUUGCUCCAUACUAUGCUCCUCAAGCCGAGGCAAGCAAUACUGUCCCUGUCUUGUGCGUUGCAAGAAAUGUUGCUUGCAAUGUUAGAGGUGGCUUCUUUAAGGAUUUUGACGAUGGUCUUCUACAAAAGAUUCCUCAAAUUGCCUAUGAAGAUGAUAUCCAAAAUAUACCUCCUGCUCCUGAUGUGAGCAAUUAUCUAGUUUCAGAGGAUGAUGGAUCUGCUGCCGGUGGAAACAGAGAUCCGUUAUUGUUUGAUGGCAUGGCAGAUGCUGAGAUAGAAAGAAAAUUGAAGGAUGCAAUAUCAGCAGUAGCUUCAGUUAUUCCUAUGACAACUGCUAAGAUAGAUCCCAGGCUCGCUUCUUCUCUUCAGUAUACAAUGGUAUCUCCAGGUUCAGUUCCACCACCUGCAGCACACGCAUCUAUAAUACAACUGCCUCAUGCACAGUUCCCUCAACCUGCUACACUAGUAAAGCCAAUGGGUCAAGUUGCCCCUUUAGAAUCAAGCUUGCACAGUUCUCCUGCUAGAGAAGAAGGCGAAGUAGGUGAGUCAGAGUUAGACCCAGAUACAAGGCGAAGACUUCUCAUAUUGCAACAUGGACAAGAUAUUAGGGAUCAUACAUCUAGUGAACCUCCAUUUCCUGUUAGACAUCCCAAUCCCGUUCAAGUUCCUGCCCGUGUACCAUCACGCGGAGGGUGGUUUCCCGUAGAAGAGGAGAUUGGUUCUCAACCACCAAACCGGGCAAUACCUAAAGAAAUUCCUGUAGAUUCUGGUCCAUCGCGUAUUGAGAAGUACCGGCCUCAUCAACCUCCCUUUUUCCCUAAAGUUGAUGGCUCUAUUUCAUUAGAUAGAGCUCUCCACGAGGGCCACCAAAGAUUGCCAAAGGAGAUUUAUCACAGAGAUGAUCGCACAAGAAUAAACCACGCGCUCCCUAGUUAUCAUUCAUUAUCUGGUGAUGACAUCCCUUUUGGCAGGUCAUCUUCUAGCAACAGGGAUCUUGACUCUGAAUCUGGUCAUUCUGCAUUGCAUUCGGAAACACCAGCUGUAGUAUUACAGGAAAUUGCACUGAAGUGUGGAACUAAGGUGGAAUUUACAUCAUCUUUGGCUGCUAGCAAAGAGCUGCAGUUCUCCAUUGAGGCGUGGUUUUCUGGGAAAAAAAUUGGCCAGGGAUUUGGAAGAACUAGAGUGGAGGCGCAAUAUAAGGCUGCUGAGGAUUCUAUUAAACAUUUGGCUGAUAUAUAUUUAUCACGCGCUAAGGAUGAGUCUGGUUCUGCAUAUGGUGAUGUGAGUGGAUUUCCUAAUGCAAGUGACAAUGGUUAUGGGGGUAAUGUUAGUUCUCUUGGUAAUCACCCAAUGCCUAAAGAAGAGUCAGUCUCAUUUUCAGCUGCAUCGGAUCCAUCAAGGGUGUUAGAUCCUAGGUUGGAUGUCUCGAAGAGGUUAAUGGGUUCAGUCUCUGCCCUCAAAGAAUUGUGCAUGAUGGAGGGUCUUGGUGUCAAUUUUCUAUCACUGCCUGUUCCAGUGUCAGCAAAUUCCGGUCAGCAAGAUGAAGUACAUGCACAGGUCGAGAUAGAUGGCCAAGUCUAUGGCAAAGGGAUUGGAUUAACGUGGGAUGAGGCUAAAAUGCAGGCUGCUGAGAAGGCACUUGGAAGUCUAAGAACAAUGCAAGGCCAAAGUAUUCAAAGACGGCAGAGUUCUCCCAGGCCAUUUCAGGGAUUUUCAAAUAAACGUUUGAAGCAAGAACAUCCACGAACUCUGCAGCGUUUUGCGUCUUCUGGUAGAUAUCCUAGGAAUGCUCCACCAAUUCCUUGA
Vicia faba (fava bean) is the source of this 2871-nucleotide messenger RNA. Lineage: Eukaryota; Viridiplantae; Streptophyta; Magnoliopsida; Fabales; Fabaceae. The record is from the annotation of a GenBank genome assembly.